GAGGUCAUCAUGUCACCCUUGCCAGAUCUCCCCAGACAGAGACACGUCAAGCCCUUGGGGCCCCACAAUGCCUCGCCUUGCCAACUCUCUUCUGAAAAGCAUCGUUAGCAGAGGUCAGUUUGACGGCGUCAGGAGGAAGCAAUGCCUCCAGUAUCUGAAAGCCCUGAGGACGCUGCAGCACGAUGGGUUUAAGGCCGUGUAUUUUGGGGAAACUGAUAUCCCGGAAAGUCUCGUGACCGGGGAAGAACUUGGCAAUGGAUAUUUCGUGCAAACUCCAACUUGGUGUAUCGUGCACGCAGGAGGCAGUCAAGGAUGGGUGCCGUGGAACUACCGGACGUUCCUAAGAGAUGAGCUGUGCACCAAGCAGGAAGACCACCUCUUCUUCGAGUUCUGUGAUGUGGUGAAGAAGAACUAUGGGAAGUGCGCCAUCGUGGUCAAAGGGAGAAGGCAGCAGGAUGAGGCGAGGCCCCAGGAACACAGAGAGGCCGAGGUCCAGGCCAACCUCCCAACAGUCAUUAACUUAACAAGCAUAGUGUGCUGCCCAGAGGUGGCCAAGUCCUACGGCCAUAAACUGCUCUGUCUCCCCUCCCAUUACAACUACCUGAACCCUUUAGACUCAGCCUGGUGUUCUCUGAAGUGGUUCAUCAUCAAUAACAGGAGGGAGUUCUGUCUACAGUCCAUCGACAGCGUCUACUCCUACCAGUACAUCCUUCUCAGUGAUUUAAUCAGCAAAGGGAUUGAAAGGAUAAACCCAAGCAAGUGGAAAACACUAACCAACAAAGUUCGCAGAUGGGAAAAUUACUAUCUUGGGAAAUUUUCUUAAGGGCAAUUCCUCCAACACGAUGUGAGGCCCCGCUACACAUAUGGUCUUUGCCACCAACGCUGUUGAGCUUGGUUCUGGACUAUUGCCCCAAAGACAUUUCAACAGUGACCGCACAGGGCCCCGGGAGGCCAGAGAAGUUCCCAAGGAUGUCAGAAGGUCCUCAGUUUACUGGAGGCUUCAUUAAAGCUUGUUAGUAAGUUA
Messenger RNA from Ictidomys tridecemlineatus (thirteen-lined ground squirrel), 1024 nucleotides. The record is from RefSeq and is a predicted model, not a curated record. Lineage: Eukaryota; Metazoa; Chordata; Mammalia; Rodentia; Sciuridae.